AUACACACUACCAGGCUCUUGGGCUGCGCAGAAAGCAAGAGAGAGGCAGAAGGAAGGAAGGAUCAAGACGGGAGUGGAACUGACAGGUGAUGGAUCACAAAACUGAGCAGGAAGGUAUGGAGCCCAUCAAGCGCACAGAGCUGGUGGAAGUUGACGGCAUCCCUUUUCUCAAAAACACAGCAGAUAACUGGCAGCGCUUAUGGGCCUUCAAAGCUCGGCCCGAUGACCUUCUCAUUUGCACUUACCCCAAAGCAGGGACUACCUGGAUACUGGAAAUUGUGAGCAUGAUCCAGCAUAGAGGAGACCCUCAGAAAUGUGACCAGGUCCCCAUCCAUCAACGGAUUCCCCUCAUAGACCAGUUCCCUCCAAAACAUUUCCCCCGAGGCCGGUUGGCACCCUCUGGUGUCUCAGGCUUGGAACAAGCAGAGACAACACCUUCUCCGCGCACACUCAAAUCUCACCUCCCAAUCCAGCUGCUGCCUCCUUCCUUCUGGGAACAGAAUUGUAAGAUCAUCUACGUUGCCAGGAACGCCAAGGACAAUGCAGUCUCCUACUUCCAUUUCCACCGCAUGAACAAGGGGAUGCCAGAGCCAGGAAACUGGGAUGAGUUUCUGGAGAACUUCCUUGCAGGAAAACUUGCCUGGGGCUCUUGGUUUGACCAUGUUUGUGGCUGGUGGGAGGCCAAGGACCGACACCCAAUUCUGUACCUCUUUUAUGAAGACAUGAAAGAGGACCCGGCCCGGGAAAUCCGGAAAGUAGCCCAAUUUCUGGGCCUACAACUCCCCGAUCCAGUUGUGAACCAGAUUGUGCAGCAUACAAUGUUUGAGAACAUGAAACUAAACCCAAAGACUAACUUCAGCUCCGUACCGUCUUUGAUCUUUGACCAAACUGUGUCAGCCUUCAUGCGAAAAGGCACUGUAGGGGACUGGAAGGAGCACUUCACAGUGGCACAAAGUGAGCGAUUUGAUGAUGCCUGUGAACGGUUAUUGGGGGGCAGCAACCUGAUCUUCCGCACACAGUUAUAAGAACAUCUCCCUGCUACCAGUUGAGAGUUCCCCCCCCCCUAACAUUCCUGGAGUGGACAUUUUACCUGUAUUCAAUAAAAUAAGCAAUGAAACCAAAUGGAAGGAACAAGCUGAAACUAUGGGUUUUCCCUUUGUUAUUUCUACCCUCAAUACACCCUCUGAAUUUCGUGCACACAACUAAGUUAGGUCCACUUGUGGGAAUGUUAGGGAUGUGGAUUAGGAUAUAUUAUUAGAUAGAUCCUAUCCAAGCUUGUGUUAUCAAGCUUCCAAUAUCAGCAGAGUGACAUUCCCCUUUUGUGCGCAGAAAAACAUGAGCAUUUAAGUUUGUUAAAACCUCUACAACAUUAUACUUCCUGGCAAAUCCCCUUUUGCCCUCUUAAAAGAAAUACACCACACAAUAGUAUUAAAAUAAGAUACAGUUUACUCACAUGACAUCCUGAGUUAACAGCGUAAUCUCAGAAAGGCAGGUUUACGUAGAAAAGUUACAAAUAUGUACAUCUGGAGUCUUCUUAGUAGAGAAAGGCUCCAUCUGGUCUCUCUCUUGGCAGCAGGCCGAGAGGGAGAACCAUCCUAACUGGAGAUACUCUGGAGAUGUGUUCGCAUUGAAGAA
Messenger RNA from Zootoca vivipara (common lizard), 1635 nucleotides. RefSeq names its product sulfotransferase 1C2-like. Gene Ontology annotation, molecular function: sulfotransferase activity. NCBI's taxonomy places the organism in Eukaryota, Metazoa, Chordata, Lepidosauria, Squamata, Lacertidae. The record is from RefSeq and is a predicted model, not a curated record.